Messenger RNA from Folsomia candida, 620 nucleotides. RefSeq lists its product as uncharacterized. The transcript has 2 exons. The record is from RefSeq and is a predicted model, not a curated record. The coding region runs from base 101 to 550 and encodes 149 amino acids. Lineage: Eukaryota; Metazoa; Arthropoda; Collembola; Entomobryomorpha; Isotomidae.
AUGAUUUUAAUUACAGAGUUUUAGUCAGUUUCUAAAAGUUGUCACUUUCAAAAGCUUUAAAAUUCGUAAAAUUCCUUAUCAAAUUAAGGGUUUUAUUACGAUGAAUAUCUUGAUUUCAGGUAGUCUUCUGGUCUCAUGCGUUCUAGUUCUUUUUCAAAAUUGUGACUCCACAAGGGAACAAUCUCGGUUUCGCCGUGGCGCCGCGUAUGCUGGAGCUUUGGGAUCGUUCACAAAACUAACGCCGUCCGUGGCCCUUGGAACCUUUGGUGGUCAUACAGACCAACCUCAUGGAGGUUACCGUAAACAAACGGUGCAGGAGUCGUUGGGCUCGUAUGGUCGCUAUUUACCAAAUCGACACGGCUAUCAAGGCAAGCAAACUGUACAGGAAGCCCUGGGAGCAUAUGGAGGUCAUUUGCCAAAUCCGCACGGUGGAUAUCGAGGAAAGCAGACGGUACAAGAAGCACUCGGUUCAUAUGGAGGAUUCGUACAGGGGGGUCACCGAGGUCCAAAUGUUAUUGGAAAUGAAUACAGCCCUUUCAACAAGGACUGAAAUUUUUAAAACAUAUUUUGAGACUAAUAAAAUUUGAUAUUUGACUUUCUAAUAAAUAUCUUUGGGCGAA